This is a messenger RNA of Helianthus annuus (common sunflower), 1326 nucleotides long. RefSeq names its product mitochondrial metalloendopeptidase OMA1. The coding region runs from base 125 to 1144 and encodes 339 amino acids. Gene Ontology annotation, molecular function: metalloendopeptidase activity. Gene Ontology annotation, cellular component: membrane. The record is from RefSeq and is a predicted model, not a curated record. The transcript is spliced from 3 exons. NCBI's taxonomy places the organism in Eukaryota, Viridiplantae, Streptophyta, Magnoliopsida, Asterales, Asteraceae.
CGUCUGUUUCUCACUUCAUAAUCCAACGAUGAUCCAUAAUACCAUCACAAACCCUGAUAAAUACUAGUAAUAAUUCUUCCAACAAACAAACCAUCCUCCUUGAAAUUUAAGUUUCUUCUCAAAAAUGGCGUUUUGGUAUAGAAGAUCAAAAUUAGUGUUUGAUAAAAGUUUUCGUUCUAAAAUAACCACAGCUUCCAAACCCCCACUUUCCAUCACCAACAACAGCAAUCAACAACUGAGAUGUAUUUUGAAUCAUCAACCAAUAAGGGUUACAAAGAAAGUUUCAUCGUUCGUUGAUAUGAGUUCACAUGUUGCAUAUUCUGGCUAUAGAUGUUACCAUGUUGAUCCCCGGGGGGUUAAAGUUAAAGUUAUACAAAAAAAGCUUGAAAAAAAAGCUUUGGUGGGAGUAGUAGUUUUCUUAAUCGGGCUAACUAUAUGGAUCGUGGAUGUUGAGACGAUACCGUACUCAAAGCGUAAACAUUUCCUUCUGAUGCCGGCUGUUUUGGAGAGAGUGGUUGGGGAGAAUCAUUUUAAGAAGAUGAAGGCUGAAUUUGUAGGGAAAGUUUUACCCGUCAUGCAUCCAGACUUUAUGAGGGUGACACUCGUUUUGAAUCGUGUAAUUCAAGCAUUACAAAUAAUAUCAGGGUUGAAGCAUCUGGAAGGGUUACAAUGGGAAGUUUUGGUGGUUGAGGAUGAUGCUGCAUACGCAUGUUGUUUGCCUGGUGGCAAGAUUGUUGUAUUUACUGGGUUGUUAGAGCAGUUCACAACCAAUGAAGAACUUGCUGCCAUUAUUUGUCAUGAGGUUGCGCAUGUUGUGGCGAGACAUGUAGCUGAGAGGUUUACAAGGAAUUUCUUGGUUACACCACGGCUAAUUUUUUAUAUGAUUUUUAGGCCGGAUAGUGACUCGAGUGCACUAGACUAUCCUUUCUCCCAAAUGAUGGAGAUUGAAGCUGAUAGCAUAGGGCUGCUAUUGAUGGCUUUUGCUGGAUACAAUCCACGGGUCAUGCCAAAGGUAUUAGAAAAGAUGGAUAAAGCAUCGGCUAAUUCGGUGUUUCAUGAUUAUGUUUCUAAACAUCCAAUGGGAAAGAUAAGAAGAGAAUUGCUACCUGCAGAGGACAAAUCAGGAGGAGAAGUUGAUACUUGAUUAUGAUUUUUUUUUUUUUUCAGUUGUUUUAGUUUAUAAUUUACUAGCUAAUUAGAAUAUGUUAUUAGGUAGUUUAUACCCGUGGGUAGUAGUUAUAUUUAAUUAAGGGGAAGUUGGUAGGUAAUGCUAGAUUAGUUUAUUUGUACCGUUUUUAUAUAAUCAAACAUGAAAGUUUAUUUCAA